GGCAGAGCGAGAGGGGCACCUGGCGCGAGGAGGACGCUGCGAGCCGACAAGAGGGUGCGCCGGAGGCUCGCGGCACGCCCGCAUGCCCAACGCGUGUGCAGUCGCCGUGUGUACAGCUGAUCGCAAGUUUGCGCAACCGAUGCAAACCCGCCGGCGGCCGUCAUUGAAUGAUCCCGUGGCUCGCGACGCAAUCUUUCGCGGCGAUCAAUCUCCGGUCGGGACCGACGGUUAACGUAAUCGCGAUGACGCGGUGAUAACGACGAGUGCGAUCGCUCUGAGACCGAGAGGACGUCUUUGUACGUUCACCCUCUUCCGCCCGGCCAACCCCCUCUUCGCUCGGCGUCGGUUCUUUGUACCCCGUUGUUCGCCACUCGCGUGUGUGUACGUGCGAAGUUAGAGCCACUAGAGGAUAGGAAACGAUGCGGCGUGCGACCCGACGUCCCGAUCGUCUUCGAUCCGUGUAAUCGUCGGAUGUCGUUGAACGUCGGAGCAUCGUCAACCGGGGGCUAGAACGUGGCAAGUUUCAUUCUGUGAUCAGGCCGCUUCCGAACCGGACAAAAGGCCGCUCGAUACCCACGACAGGCUCGUAUAAUGGCCAACGACACGACACAGAGACAGUACAGAACAACGUUACCAGUUCCCGGGCAUUCAGAAGUGAAUAUCUGUUCAGCGUUAUCGCUGGGCAAAGAUCUAAGCAAAUUCACCAUGCCGGUCAUCUUCAGUGAACCGCUAUCCUUUCUCCAACGCGUCGCUGAGUACAUGGAGUACGCUAAAUUGCUGAAGCAAGCGGCUCAAGAGGAAACCCCCGUGGAAAGGUUACAAUAUAUUGCUGCUUUCGCUGUCAGCGCUUUGGCUUCAAAUUGGAAGAGACUUGGCAAACCCUUCAAUCCUAUACUAGGAGAGACGUACGAGUUAGAACGUGAGGGCUUCCGAAUAGUCUGCGAGCAAGUGUCGCAUCACCCGCCAGUGUCCGCCUUCCACGCAGAGAGCGAGGACUUCCUCUUCCACGGCAGCAUACACCCGUCGUUAAAAUUGUGGGGCAAAACAAUAGAGAUCCAUCCGAAAGGUGUUGUCACCGUUGAACUUCCCAAAUGGAAAGAAGCGUACACUUGGCAGAACAUCAACUGCAUACUUCAUAACGUGCUGGUGGGCCAAUUAUGGAUGGAGCAGCUAGGCUCCCUCGAGAUCAAACAGAGCGGCGGGGCAAACCUGAAGGCGACUCUCUCUUUCAAGAGUAGCGGUCGCAACGGGAAGGACCUUCACCGUGUCGAAGGCUUCAUAACGGAUCAAGAUAAGAAGAAGCUUCUGUUCCUUUACGGAAAAUGGACGGAGAUGAUGAAAAUGUGCGAUCCAUCGUCAUACGAGGAAGCUUUGGAGAGGGUGAAGCGGGAAGCGAAAAGUCCUCAGGGUAGUCCAGGACAUAAGAAAGUUUUGGCGAAGUUACACAGUCUGAAGGUUGGAGCUUUCAAGCCUUCUCAUCAGGAUGCAAUUGACGAUCCAUCUGCGAGUAUAGAUGGAGAAGACACUCCAACGAUCGAUGAUAUUCCUGGAUCCACUACCCUGUGGGAAGCUACGCCAAGGCAGCCGAAUAGUUCAGAGUAUUUCCAAUUCACAACGUUCGCGAUGUCGUUAAACGAAUUGGUGCCGGAAAUGGAAAAAGUGUUGUGCCCAACGGACUCCAGAUUGAGGCCGGAUAUCAGAAAAUUAGAGAACGGAGAUAAAGACGGUGCUGCGGAUGAAAAAACCAGACUCGAGAUAAAGCAGCGGGAGAUGCGUAAAGCUCGGAAACUCGAUAAGGGUGCGAAAUACUCACCCAGGUGGUUCCACUUAGGCAUCAAUCCUUAUACGGGUCAAGAGGACUGGCUUUACCGGGGAGGAUACUGGGAGCGCAAUUACACUAACAUCGAGGACAUAUUUUAAUAAAAACAAGAAGACAUUAUUCUGAUCACGAUAAAUGCUACAUAUUGGAUGAAGUGUAACGCAUGUCCCGGUGAGCAGUGUCGAUACACAAUUAUCGGUACACAGUGUAGGGUUUUAAGCUGGUAACCCUUUAACGUUGAAUUUUCUUUAUAUUCUAUGUCAUUUGUCGAACUUUUUUACAUUGACAUUUUGGAAAUGAAAAAACAAAGUCUUAUUAUUUGUGUAAUUUCAUUACUGUACAGAUUUACCGAGCGAACUUGAGGUUUCCAAGAAACACGACGAUUUCUAAAAAAUAUAAAAGGAUGUAUAAGAUAUUUUUAAUCCUCGGGAGGCGGAGAAUUUUUUGAUGAUUCAUUAACUAUUAAUUUUUCUUCCUAUCAAUUUUAUUUAGAUGUACAGUGACUGACAAUUUUUUCAUAUACAUUUCAGAUAACAGUUAUGAACAGCAAUUAUGCUACAUACAUUUGUUCAUCUCGAUUAUCUGUUCAUUUACAAUUUUUUAUAACAUACUUUUCUUCAUUUUAAUAUAAAGUUUAAUAAAUAGUUGAAAUAAACGAAUCAUUCAUUUAUCAAAUCAAUUAGCUUCACGAAGCAAGAAGUAAAAGCUCUUGAUGAAAUGAUAUAUACGAAAACUUUCAAAAAGUGGGGUUAGUUGUCUUAAUUGUGACUAUUGUGAGCGACGCAAAUAUGACAUCUUCUCGUGAAGAUAUUCGUGAGUAAUUGUAUUUUCUAUGUAUUUUUUAUUGGAUUUACACAACAUAAACAACUGACAACUUGAGUUAGGUAUAAAAAAUGUAAUGUUGGACAAUGUCUUCGACAAGGUGGGUGAGAAUGAAGCCGCCGCCGUCCGAGGGUUAACUAUCAGUCAAUUAUACUGCAUUAGGAAUCGUAAUUAUUCCACUAAAUAUUAGGUACCAGAAAAGAUUUGUGCGGGUUCUUAAAUUAAAUUUGAACAAAAAAAACAUUUUUGUAAAAUUAUUUUAUUUUAUUUGAUACUAAUUGCAUAAACAUAACUUGCUGCUAAUACUAAUUUCAUUCAUUGAACUAGUAAAAUAUUAAUUGAACUCACACCACAAUUGAUUACUAAUAAGAAAAUCGCAUAAUGUUUUUCCGGUACCUAAUAUUUUCAGAAAUAUUUUCUGUAGACAUAAAAGUGUCUAUCUUGGAUACAGAUAGUAAGGGAUAGUGCUAUCACCUCUUCUUCUAUUUCCUAGGUACGUGUCGGGUCAGACACCUCAAGUGACGCUCGGUGAAGUCACAGUUGUGUUAUUCGAAAGAUGAAGUCCGAUACAGUAGAACCUCUAUUAACACUAAAACAACUGAGCGUUCAAAAAGAGUAAUAUAUAAUCCUUACAAAAGUCGUGACAAUAGAUUUUUCCGAUUUUCUGUUACUAUUAUUAUCAUUAUUAUUAUUAUUAAUAUUUAGCUUCUUAAAAACAAAGGUAGUCCAUAUAAUAUUUAAAUAUCAAAUUUCUCUUCAAGUCUCCAUUUAUCUUGACUCUUAGUUAUCAAAUUAAAUCGGAUAAUCGAGUUUCUACUGUGUUUGAGAAUUGUUUAUAAACGAAGCGUGAUUUGUUUUCCUAUUACAACGUAUACGUACCAUUGUGUUCGACGAAAAUGAAUAGGUACCAGCCGUGAAAUCGAUCACCGGCACGAGGAAUUCGCGGAAACGUGCGAUACUUGAAGGCAAAGUAUGUAGGUGCUUCCUUCGCGAGGAGCGUAACUUUUGUAUAAUGCCCAGUUGCAUGUAAACGCAUUUCUUUUCAGCACCGCCUCAUGUUCCAUUUCAAAACCGACUCGAUGGAAGGAAUCUAAAUAGAAAUGUUGAACCUGCUUGAGGCACAAUUAAAUGGUUCGUGAAGCGGCGCCCUUGAGCGAGGGAAUCGUCAAACGUGUCCUUCGCCGUUUAUUAUAGAGAUUCUGUACUACGUGUACCUAGAAUUAAAAUAACAUAUUAGGUAUAAAGUCAAUUGGUCAUUCGAGGUUACCGCGGUGCCAUCUCGGCCCUAGCCUUCAGACAAUGAUGGGAGCACGUAGAUAUACACUGUUUGCAAGAGGAUCGUUAACUCGAUAAUUGACCGAACAAUGUUUGGCGGUCAAUUAAAUUGAUCUGAUACCAGUGGAAUUGCGUAGAUUGGACUCACAGAUCUUCAAAUUCGAAUGCACAUUGUAUAUUAGCCUUAAAAAGGUUGAGGGUGAAGGUUGAAUGGUUGUCCUUGUUCAUAGGAAAGUCACAAGUAUGCAUGAAGUACUUAAUUUCCUAUUUAAAAAUAAUUUUGAUUCAGUAACAAUAAUAAGAAUUUUUUACUCGUCCUAUUUUUAUCAUUUUUUCAUUUGUUUUAUCAAUAUUGUUUUUUUUAUAUUCCUCUUUAGAAAAUGAAUUGCUGGAACUUUUGAAUGUUUUAAUCAACGUGUAUUUUGUGAAAAGAAAAGUAAUGAAAGUAUAAAAAUUUAGUAAAAGAAUUUAGCAGAUUUUAUUUCGUUUAUAUUAUUUUGUUUUUUGUUUGUGAGUUAUCAAUUUCGAAAGAUAAGCAUAAGAAAAUAUGAAUAACACGGUCAGUCUGAACUACUUGGUCUUCAACUUACACUUUUUAGGGUUAAUUUAAGUCGAAUACUGUAUCUAGUCGAAUAUUUUCUCACGUCUUCUGCAUUUUUUCCACCGAGUAUCAUCGUAUCUCUCUCACAUUCAGCGAGAUAUCAAAGACACUUGAUUCUCCGCGAUACACAAUUUCGAAAUACUCAUCCUCUGCUAGAGAUAACACGAGACUUUCCCAUCAGUCGUGAAGGUUGAAUGAGUUUACGCCUCAUAGGUACUUUCGUAUGCAGGUCGUACGUGCGUAGUUCUACUUAGAUAAAUAAUCAUGCUCGCGAGCUUGUUCACCAAGCACGCUCGAGUACUUUAGCAAAUAUUAGACAACAACAAAGCGGAACGCGUGGACACGACAAUGUCUGUUUAUCGAAUUACAGCAGAAAGCUGAAGAGUUGGCGUCUGAGAAGAACGCAGGUCCUAACUAAUGAGAUUUAAUUUGCAUAUACUCAUCUCUGCGAAGAAACAUGUAUUCUCAAUUUUGUAUUUAAACAACAAACGUUGCUGCUAGACUGUGGAUGUUCAUGAUUUGUUGCUUGGUUUAACCUUUUUUUAAUAAGAAAGAAAAAUUGUUUAAAAAAUUUGUAAAAUAGAAGACAGUAACUGGAUAGAUGAACUAAAAUAAUCUCGUACUUAAAAUUAUGCUUAACAAUUCUUAUUAUGGAUAGUUGAAUCUCAAUAAAUAAAUGACUAAAGCUCAACAAAUAACUUCUCCAAUAUAUUGUUCUAAUUACAAUUGUAAAAACAUAACGAAUGAAGCAAUCACAUUUUCAAUAAUUAUACAUUCUAAAGACAAUUUUCUUAUAUUAAAAAUGCAUAUAAACACAAAAAAUUAGAAAAUAUACAUUUUCUAGAAAGUCCAAUUAUUCUAAACAAUCGAGUUUUCGUUCUUUCAAUUUCUUCAAUGAAAGCGGUACAUGAAGUUCCACAGUCUAGUAGAAAUUCUGUAUCAGAACAUACUCCAAGCAAUAAAAGAUUGGCCUAUUUAGCGCCAGCAGGUGUUCUGCUCGUCCCUGUGUCCUUCCGUGAGCCAACUGAUCGGUAACGAACUGCAAUUGCUUGAACUGCAAAAACAAAGCCUAGACCCACGAAUAAUCGCGCAACCAUAUAGACAAAUCUAAACCGAAUGCCUAGACAUCGAUAUAUCUACGUGUGAGGUCCCGUGAGGAGCACGCCUGCAGCGAAUCGAGCUUUUCUCGUGUGAACGUCGAAGAAAAUAGAGCGGAUCGAACUCGCGUCACGCGUUUGAAUUGCACAAAGUCCAUCCGUUAGCUCGCUCUCACGUAGCGCUGGGCGUUCCAAAAACGAUUAUACACUUUUUAUAACAAAUGAGACACACGGACACAGGCACACAGGUAAACACAUACACACGAAACGCGAAACACGUGCACAUGGAGCUCCGAGGUAGCGAGGUCACGUCCAGGCCGUUGUUCGCGAGCAGUUCGCGAGUGGCUCGCUGAAACUGUUUGCUGGCAGUAUGAGCAGGUCUUGUAACCGUGAGUCCUAGACUUCGAGCUUUGGAGGUUGUAGUUGCAAUUUAACCUUUCAACGAUAAAAGUUAAAGUCUUUUAACCCUUGAGUCUUUAUCAUUGAAGACUUGAGGCGUUUAACACCGUACAGUGUUAACAUAGCAACGGAAGGCUCGACUUUUCGAGUAUGAAGAUUUAAGUGCUAAAGGAUCUUCAGGGUUAGAUUAAGCUUUCAAAGAUUCAAGGCUGAGUCCUGAAGCUUCAAAGUCUUAGUCUUUAAAGUUGACGCUUCGAAGACUUGAGCUGUAUAAAACUUUAAGCCUUCAAAACUCAGUCUUUAAGAUUGAGCUUUGAAGUUCCGAAGAUUUAAGCU
Molecule: messenger RNA, 6349 nt
Organism: Nomia melanderi (Alkali bee)
Lineage: Eukaryota; Metazoa; Arthropoda; Insecta; Hymenoptera; Halictidae
Product: oxysterol-binding protein-related protein 2
Cellular component (GO): plasma membrane; perinuclear endoplasmic reticulum; cytosol
Molecular function (GO): sterol binding
Source: RefSeq, a predicted model, not a curated record